Messenger RNA from Centruroides sculpturatus (bark scorpion), 1113 nucleotides. Its product is annotated as Hermansky-Pudlak syndrome 1 protein homolog. The record is from RefSeq and is a predicted model, not a curated record. Gene Ontology annotation, cellular component: BLOC-3 complex. Lineage: Eukaryota; Metazoa; Arthropoda; Arachnida; Scorpiones; Buthidae. Gene Ontology annotation, biological process: vesicle-mediated transport. Bases 138 to 1001 code for a protein of 287 amino acids. Gene Ontology annotation, molecular function: guanyl-nucleotide exchange factor activity. The transcript is spliced from 7 exons.
UGUUUUACAUUUUAUAGGUUAGUGUUAAAGUUGGAAUUUCCUCAUCACUGGUAAAUGUUUUGGAUAUUUUACAUAAUAUUAUUGUAUCACCUAUAGAAAAAACAAGUGAAAAUAUAGCAAAUACAUUAGAAAUUAACAUGAAGAAAUUUUUUGAAAAUUCUAAAAAAAUUAAACUAGAACAGUUGCUUGAACGCAGAGUAAAAAAUCUUAUGAGUAAGUGGGAACAAUUAAAAAGAAAUAACUUCCUGGAAUUUCUUCACAAUAGUAAUGAAUUAUUGAUGCCAGCUAGAUUAGAAACUGCUAUUACUGCUAUCUGUGAAGAUAUACAAACAAUGUUUGAAUUAAUUGUGUUUGAACCAGAAAUAUUGCAUCAAAUAAAACCAGAUAAUGCAAUUAUUUGUGCCUUACUCCAAGUUCAAGAAAUAUCUUCAAGCAAAUUGAUGGAUUAUAUUGAUUAUUUAGUUGUAAAAGCACAACAAAAUAUAUCCAUGACUUCAUAUAUUCAAGACUUUCCUGGAUUAAUUCAUUUUAUAUAUGUUGACAGAACAAGAAAUUAUAUAGUUACUCCAUCAGUUCGUAUAAGUGAGCAUUAUACAGAAGGAAAUAAUAUGACUAAUAUAACAAAAAGAUUGAUCUGGAAAAUGGUUGAUUUUAGUUAUGAAUAUCUUGAAUCAAAUCAUCUAUCAGCAAUGUGGAGAGAGGAAAAUUAUUGUUUUUCUUAUUUUUUAUGGUUUGAAGAUGCAAAUGGAAAAAUCUUAAAACCAGCAGAAACUAAAAGCAAAUAUCAAUUACUUCCUGGAAUUUUAUGUGGAGAUUUUUAUGAGUUGCUGAUUAAAAACUUUUUUCCAAAUAUGUCUCCAAAGAACAUUAAUUGUUACGAAUUAUAUUCAAUGCAUCUGGCUCAAGUACCCAUGACAACAAUAUCGGAUCAGGCCCGCCGAUUAUCACUGUCGGCAUGGGAAAUGUCUGGAAUAGCACACAUUCCAAUAGACUUAUUAUAAAAUUACAUUUCAAUAAAAUAUGUACAGUAAAUAUUUUUAUAUAUAUAUAUAUACAAUGUUGUGUAACAAUAAUUAAAAUUAAAAAACAGACUACUUAGUUUAGAAAGCCAAG